AUGGCAGGGAACAACAGCUCGGUGCUGGGUCUGGGAUGGGGCUGGAUGGGGCUGGCAGAAGGCUCCGGUGGCGGUGGUGGUGGUGGUGGAGGGGGGUCCGGGGGCGGUGUGUGCGGAGUGGCCCUGGAAGAGGCCCUGGAGACGGGCAACCUGUCGCUGCGCUGCUGGCUGCAGCUCCUCUCCCAGGAGAGCUCCGGGGAGCUGGCGAGCGGUGGGGUCGGAGGUCUUCUAGGGGUGCGGGUGGUGGUGGCGCUGGUCUACCUGGUGGUGUGUGCCCUGGGGCUCGUGGGUAAUCUGCUGGCGCUUUACCUGCUGCGCUCGCGCCACCGCCUCAAGCACUCGGCCAUCGACUGCUUCGUGAUGGCGCUGGCCGUCACCGACCUGCAGUUCGUGCUGACGCUGCCCUUCUGGGCCGUGGACACCGCGCUCGACUUCCGCUGGCCCUUCGGACGCUUCAUGUGCAAACUGGUGAGCUCGGUGACGACCCUGAACAUGUACGCCAGCGUGCUGUUCCUGACGGCCAUGGCGGUGGCCCGCUACUGCUCGCUGGCGUCGGCGCUGAAGAUGCACUCCCCACGCGCCGCCGUGGCGGAGGUGCGCUGGGCCAGCCUGGGCAUCUGGGCCGUGUCGCUCGUGGCUACGCUGCCGCACGCCGUCUACUCCACCACCGCACAGGUGUCAGAUGAUGAGCUGUGCCUGGUGCGUUUCCCUGAGUCUGGCCGCUGGGACCCUCAGCUGCUACUGGGCCUGUACCAGACGCAGAAGGUGCUGCUGGGCUUCGUCUUCCCGCUGGCCGUCAUCACCAUCUGCUACCUCCUGCUGCUGCGCUUCCUGGUGCGCCGCCGCAGUGUGGCCGGCCUGCCACCGGGAGGCGUAGGAGUCAGCGGAGGAGGAGGAGGAGGAGGAGGAGGAGGAGGAGGGUCUCACCUUCGUCAGCGCCGCCACUCGCGCGUCACGCGCUCCGUCAUGGUGGUGGUCCUGUCGUUCUUCGUGUGCUGGCUGCCCAACCAGGCGCUGACGCUCUGGGGUGUGCUCAUCAAGUUCGACCUGGUGCCCUUCAGCAAGGCCUUCUUCAACGCACAGGCCUAUGCCUUCCCACUGACCGUGUGCCUGGCGCACACCAACAGCUGCCUGAACCCCGUGCUGUACUGCCUGGUGCGCAGCGAGUACCGCGCCGGCCUCAAGGAGCUGCUGCUCAGGGCCACGCCCUCCCUCUGUAGCCUGGCCAAUCAGGUGCAGUGCCGGGGCAAGAAGGUGGCAGAGGCCCCGUCCCCAAGGCCAGCGGGAGGCGAGGUGCCCCACCGGACACGCCCAAGCGAGCCGUGGUAA
Messenger RNA from Engraulis encrasicolus (European anchovy), 1329 nucleotides. RefSeq names its product relaxin-3 receptor 1-like. The coding region runs from base 1 to 1329 and encodes 442 amino acids. Gene Ontology annotation, cellular component: membrane; external side of plasma membrane. NCBI's taxonomy places the organism in Eukaryota, Metazoa, Chordata, Actinopteri, Clupeiformes, Engraulidae. Gene Ontology annotation, biological process: positive regulation of cytosolic calcium ion concentration; calcium-mediated signaling; G protein-coupled receptor signaling pathway. The record is from RefSeq and is a predicted model, not a curated record. Gene Ontology annotation, molecular function: C-C chemokine receptor activity; C-C chemokine binding. The transcript has 4 exons.